Anopheles coluzzii is the source of this 1980-nucleotide messenger RNA. RefSeq names its product elongation of very long chain fatty acids protein AAEL008004-like. Gene Ontology annotation, molecular function: fatty acid elongase activity. The transcript has 2 exons. The record is from RefSeq and is a predicted model, not a curated record. Gene Ontology annotation, biological process: sphingolipid biosynthetic process; fatty acid elongation, monounsaturated fatty acid; fatty acid elongation, polyunsaturated fatty acid. Bases 807 to 1610 code for a protein of 267 amino acids. Lineage: Eukaryota; Metazoa; Arthropoda; Insecta; Diptera; Culicidae. Gene Ontology annotation, cellular component: endoplasmic reticulum membrane.
UCACAAAAUGAUGCCACACUUUGAAGUAAUCAAAGGCAGUCAAUGUGUAUAUCGCCCAGUCAUCCUCCUCAGUCAUCCGCUACGCCCUAGAAGCACAUUAAAGCACUGUCACCACCAGGGUUGAAGAAAUCCGUACCAGGUAAAACGUUCUACAUUCACCACCACGCUUCUGCAACACAACCACUGAACUUGCGAACAAGGUGGCAACGAGCUAGAAAAACAAUCGGAGCACAAAUCACUUCCGCGCCGCCCAGAAUUGGGAACUCCGCGUACUGAUUGCGCCAUUUUCUAAACGCCAAUGUCCAACGGUGACACCAUUACAACGCAUUACAUAAGAUUUGUUUGAAAAAACAAAAACACACACAUACACAACAAUGCGUGCCCGUGUAGCCGCUCCGCCAUGUCGCUCCCGAACCAAGAGGGGACCGAACCCUUCGGUUCCGAAAUCCGGCAGCUCGCGACUGCCGCGCACUCUAGCAAGCGACUACCGCUUCUAAGCAGGCACACGUUCUUAAGCCGCGGUGUCCAAACGGUGCUGCUAUCCAUUGGGGGCGACUCACCGAGGGAUAUGCAUUGCAAAUUUAUAGCAUUUAAAAGCCGCCUUACCUAUCCAUCGGCUACUCAGUCGAAGUUGGUGGAUCGAGUGGACGUGCCACGUGGCAGUUGGGUAGUUCGGUAGUGGUUCGGUGUUUUGUUCUUCUUCCUUUGGUUCGCUUUGCAUCCCGCGUUCCAUCGCCAGUUGACGCCUCGGACCCAGGGGUAGUGUUUUUGGAGUGCAGAACCGGACAAGCAGCAAAGUGGCCACGAUGACGCUCGUGCUGGAGCGGAUGUACGACGUGUACCGGGAGUACAUGGUGGAGCGGCGGGAUAUGCGCAGCGCCCAUCUGCCGCUGGCCGGCAGCCCGUGGCCGCUGAUGCUGCUGCUCGCCACCUACCUGUACGGGGUGCUGCACGCGGGCCCUCGGUUCAUGGCCCAGCGGAAGGCGUACGAUCUGCGGAAGGUGAUCCGGGUGUACAACAUAGUGCAAGUGCUGAUCAACAGUGUCAUCUUUCUGUGGAUUGUCAUCAAGAUGUUUGUCGUGUACCGGGACUACAACUUCUCCUGCCAGGUGUGCAACUACACGUCCGACUACCGGGGGAUGGAGGAGAUGUACCUGAGCUACAGCUACUUCCUGCUGAAGGUGCUCGACCUGGCCGACACCGUGUUCUUCGUGCUGCGGAAGAAACAGUCGCACGUAUCGUUCCUGCACGUGUACCAUCACACCAUGAUGGUGAUCGGGUCGUACUUCGGCAUGCUGUACGUACCGGGCGGGCAUGCCAUUAUGCUCGGCAUCUGGAACACGCUCGUCCACGCGGUCAUGUAUCUAUACUACUUCGUCUCGUCCUACGGCUCGCAGUACAGCGGUUGGUGGAAGAAGCACCUCACGCGCAUGCAGCUGCUGCAGUUCGUUCACCUCGCGUUCCACUUCGGCAUACCGCUGUUCUUUAAUCGCGAGUGCAAGUUCCCGCGCUUCUGGAUGGGGGUCGGGUUCCUGCAGGCCCUCUUCAUCCUCGGCCUGUUUAUGGACUUUUACAUUAAGUCGUACGUCGUGAAGCGGAAAGAGCAGUAGGGCGUACGGUAGUAGUAGCAGCAGUCCAUUGACUUCACUUACAAGGGAAUGGCGGGGGGACUGCAACGCCACCGACCAUCAAGGGGCGAACUUUCGCUCGGGUCAAAACCAAAAUACAAAAACAUCGAACCAAUCGUACAAAUUUAAGUUUCGUGAGUGUGUGUGUGUGAAUGCACCAACAGCGAGUAAUGAACCGAGGAAAAAAACUAAUAGGAAAAAUUAAAUCAAAAUACAAUGACUGAAACAAGUAAAAGAAAAUAAAAGAAAACAAAAGCGCGUGAACAACGACGUGGUCACCAAUGCAAGCGUACCGGUUCAAUGUCAAAGCAGUGUGACAGCACACAGCGCCAACUUCGAUUGCUAAUUACAA